This is a messenger RNA of Phodopus roborovskii (desert hamster), 3071 nucleotides long. It is a transcript of the gene Slc25a12, whose product is annotated as solute carrier family 25 member 12. Lineage: Eukaryota; Metazoa; Chordata; Mammalia; Rodentia; Cricetidae. The coding region runs from base 196 to 2235 and encodes 679 amino acids. Gene Ontology annotation, biological process: malate-aspartate shuttle; L-glutamate transmembrane transport; aspartate transmembrane transport. The record is from RefSeq and is a predicted model, not a curated record. The transcript has 18 exons. Gene Ontology annotation, molecular function: calcium ion binding; L-aspartate transmembrane transporter activity; L-glutamate transmembrane transporter activity.
CAGCCGGGCUGCCCCGCAGAUGAAAGGACAGAGGCCUCUCGGUGCGCACCGCCGCGCUCAAGCUCAUUUGCAUAUAGACGGGCGCGGCGCCGCGACAGGAGGGAGCGCGGACGCGGCCCCGGGCCGUGGCGCGCGCGCGCCCUGACAGCUCGGCCCUGCUCGCUCACUCGCUCGUUCCCGGCUUCCGAGCACAGCAUGGCGGUCAAGGUCCAUACAACCAAGCGAGGUGAUCCUCAUGAGCUGAAAAACAUAUUCCUACAGUAUGCCAGUACUGAGGUGGAUGGAGAACAUUACAUGACCCCAGAAGACUUCGUUCAGCGCUAUCUAGGCCUGUACAAUGAUCCAAACAGCAACCCAAAGAUUGUGCAGCUCUUGGCAGGAGUAGCUGAUCAAACCAAGGAUGGGUUGAUCUCCUAUCAAGAGUUUUUGGCAUUUGAAUCUGUUUUAUGUGCUCCAGAUUCCAUGUUCAUAGUGGCUUUCCAGUUGUUUGACAAGAGUGGAAAUGGAGAGGUGACAUUUGAAAAUGUCAAGGAGAUUUUUGGACAGACUAUUAUCCAUCAUCACAUCCCUUUUAACUGGGACUGCGAGUUCAUCCGACUGCACUUUGGGCAUAAUCGCAAGAAGCACCUGAACUAUGUGGAAUUCACUCAGUUUCUGCAGGAAUUGCAGUUGGAACAUGCAAGGCAAGCCUUUGCACUCAAAGACAAAAACAAAAGUGGCAUGAUCUCAGGUCUGGAUUUCAGUGAUGUUAUGGUCACCAUUCGGUCCCACAUGCUCACUCCUUUUGUGGAGGAGAACUUAGUCUCAGCUGCUGGAGGAAGUACCUCACACCAAGUUAGCUUCUCCUACUUCAACGCAUUUAACUCCUUACUCAACAACAUGGAGCUUGUUCGAAAGAUCUAUAGCACUUUAGCAGGCACGAGGAAAGAUAUUGAAGUCACAAAGGAGGAAUUUGCCCAGAGUGCCAUACGCUAUGGACAAGUUACCCCACUAGAAAUUGAUAUCCUGUACCAGCUUGCAGACCUGUAUAAUGCAUCAGGGCGCUUGACUCUGGCAGACAUCGAGAGAAUAGCUCCACUGGCUGAGGGAGCCUUGCCUUACAACCUGGCAGAGCUUCAGAGACAGCAAUCUCCUGGCUUGGGCAGGCCUAUCUGGCUCCAGAUUGCCGAGUCUGCCUACAGGUUCACUCUGGGCUCAGUUGCUGGAGCUGUGGGGGCCACUGCAGUGUAUCCCAUAGAUCUGGUGAAGACCCGGAUGCAAAACCAGCGUGGCACCGGCUCUGUGGUCGGGGAGCUGAUGUACAAAAACAGCUUCGACUGUUUUAAGAAAGUGUUGCGCUAUGAGGGCUUCUUUGGACUCUACCGAGGUCUGAUACCCCAGCUGAUAGGAGUUGCACCAGAAAAAGCCAUUAAGCUGACAGUUAAUGAUUUUGUCCGGGACAAAUUUACCAAAAGAGAUGGCUCCAUCCCACUGCCUGCAGAAAUCCUCGCUGGAGGCUGUGCUGGAGGCUCCCAGGUCAUUUUCACCAACCCUCUGGAGAUUGUGAAGAUUCGCCUGCAGGUGGCCGGAGAAAUCACCACGGGGCCCAGAGUCAGCGCUCUGAAUGUGCUUCAGGACCUGGGACUUUUUGGGCUAUACAAGGGUGCCAAAGCGUGUUUCCUCCGAGACAUUCCCUUCUCCGCAAUCUAUUUCCCUGUGUACGCUCACUGCAAACUCCUUCUGGCUGAUGAGAACGGACGUGUGGGAGGCAUCAAUCUCCUGGCGGCUGGAGCCAUAGCAGGUGUGCCUGCUGCUUCUCUGGUGACCCCUGCUGAUGUUAUCAAGACUAGACUGCAAGUGGCCGCCAGGGCUGGCCAGACAACAUACAGCGGGGUCAUCGACUGUUUCCGAAAGAUUCUUCGGGAAGAAGGGCCAUCAGCAUUCUGGAAAGGGACUGCAGCUCGAGUGUUCCGGUCCUCCCCUCAGUUUGGUGUCACUCUGGUCACCUACGAGCUUCUGCAACGGUGGUUUUACAUUGAUUUCGGAGGCCUCAAACCUUCGGGCUCAGACCCAACACCGAAGUCACGCAUUGCAGACCUCCCUCCUGCCAACCCCGAUCACAUUGGUGGCUACAGACUUGCCACAGCCACUUUCGCUGGCAUCGAAAACAAGUUCGGCCUUUACCUCCCCAAGUUUAAGUCUCCUAGUGUAGCUGUGGCUCAACCCAAGGGGGCGGCGGCGGCGGCAGCUCAAUGACACAGCAACUGCAGACCGAGGCCCAGGAGAACGGCCCUACCGUGUCCAGUCAGCUGCACGGUACUGUCUGCACUGGGGUCAACCACUUUCUAUGCGACCUCUACAUGUAUUGUUUAUAAAGUGAUCAUACGCCCAGGGAGAACCACAGAGCAGUUUCAAGCUUUAGUCUUUAUUUGUUGAAAUGUUUUCUGAGCCUUGGCAUGAAUUACGUGUUCUAGACUCUUGCUUCGCACAGCUUGUACCUACAGUGACUGUACAUAUUGUACAUCUUUGUACAGAGACACCUUGGCACCUCAUCCCAACAAAUCACAUUUAUAGAAAUGUAUCGCAGUUCUGAGUGGCUUGAACUGUACAGAAUGUUUUGAAAGUGUUUUAUUAAGAAUCAUGUAAGAAUAAAUGUACUAAAGUUAAAUUCAUUCUCUUGGUGACUUAUGGAAGCCAAGCUUCAGUGCUGACUUCAGUAUCCGACUUCAGUUUGUGUUCCAUUCUGGAACAGGAAGGUGCUGGCUGAUAAAAGGCAGAGCCAGAUGAUGCUCACGGCAUUGAGUAGGAAAUGCCUUGGAAAGGUGUAUGCCCGUGGAUGCCAGAGGAGCAGCCGGUGACUUGUGUGUGCCGAUGUGUUUCCAGUUGUUUGUAGCAUUAUGCAAUCUUCCUGUCAACUGGAAGCAGCUGCUCAUGUCCUCACACACGGAGACAGGGUGGGCUCCAGGAUGGCUCCCUUAGCUUUGCUUUCCUCCCAUGCAGCAAGGUAAAGGCCAAGAUGUUGAAAGAAUAAAGUUUGGACGUUUCCCUCCAUAUGGUAUGAUAUGAAUCAAAAAUAAACGCACACCAAAAUG